Molecule: messenger RNA, 1122 nt
Organism: Lactuca sativa (garden lettuce)
Lineage: Eukaryota; Viridiplantae; Streptophyta; Magnoliopsida; Asterales; Asteraceae
Source: RefSeq, a predicted model, not a curated record
AUGGAGGAGAAAGAGAUUUUGGACACCUUUCGAAAGGUAAAAGUAAACAUUCCUUUACUUGAUGCAAUCAAACAUAUCUCUAGAGAUGCAAAAUUCUUGAAGGAACUUUGUACCAGCAAGAGGAAAUUGAAGGGAAACGAGAAAAUCCAAAUUAAUGAACAUUCAUCUGCGGUUUUACAAAGAAAACUUCCACCCAAAUGCAAAGAUCCCAAACUGUUUACGACUCCUUGCAAGAUUGGAGAUGUUACUUUUAGUAGCGAUAUGCUAGAUCUUGGUGCUUCUAUCAAUUUCAUGCCCUAUUCGGUGUACAAAUCAUUGAAUGGCGAACCUUUGAGUGAACCUAGAGUCAUAAUCUCUCUUGUGGAUAAAUCAAGUGUCUUUCCUAGAGGUGUUCUAGAAGAUGUUUUGGUGCAAGUGAAACAAUUGGACUUCCCGGCGGAUUUCUAUGUGAUUGAUUUAGAAGAACAAGUGUCCUCCAAGUCGGGUAUAAUUUUACUUGGGAGACCAUUUUUGAAGAUGGCUAGAACGAAGAUUGAUGUGUAUGCGGGAAGCUUAACAAUGGAGUUUGAUGGGGAAACAAUAAGUUUCAAUAUAUGCGAUGUUAUUAGAUAUCCUAGUGAUGUUUCAUCCUUAUGCUUUGUUAAUGUUGUUGAACCAUUAGCCCAAGAAUUGUCCGAGUUGUCUAAUGGUGACAUGUUGGAGAUGAUUUUGAGCAAAGGAUUUGAUUGUGGGAAAUUAGCCAAAAAGUUGAAGCUUUACUCGUUAGAUCCAGAAGUUGAAAGAUUGGUCAACAAUUUAGAAAUCAAGAAAACCACUCAAUUUAGUGUGAAGCAAAUUGAAAUACCUAAAACUCACACAAGAUUGCCACCCUCCCUUGUUCAACCACCGAAAUUGGAAUUAAAGGUCCUUCCUCAACACUUGAAGUAUGCAUACUUGGGAAACAACGAGACUCUUCCGGUCAUCAUUUCAAAUCAUUUAACCGAAUGUGAAGAAGAGAAACUCAUCAAGGUGAUAAAGGAGCACAAGGAAGCCAUGGGAUGGACGAUUGCGGAUAUCAAGGGAUUGAGCCCCUCCACUUGUAUGCACAAGAUCUUGUUAGACGAUGAAUGCAAGUCGAGUUAG